Messenger RNA from Arachis stenosperma, 1911 nucleotides. RefSeq lists its product as uncharacterized. The record is from RefSeq and is a predicted model, not a curated record. The transcript is spliced from 6 exons. Gene Ontology annotation, biological process: lipid catabolic process. Bases 364 to 1707 code for a protein of 447 amino acids. NCBI's taxonomy places the organism in Eukaryota, Viridiplantae, Streptophyta, Magnoliopsida, Fabales, Fabaceae.
GUAAACACAUUUUCGGAGUAUUUAAACAAGAAUGAGGGGCCAAAGAUCAGAAGCUGCUAUGCCUAUUCUGUCAUAAUCUCACUCUCUCUCUCAUCCAGCUCCUAUAAACAACCCUCUCACACUCGAAGCUUCCAUUCCAUGUGCUGAUGUGCACAACAACCGCCACCCCCUUAACCCCCCAAUUAAGGAUUUAAGAUUCCAAAACACUAGACAAUACAAGUCACAACUCAGCACACAAAAGCACAUAAGAAGAAGAAGAAAACACACUCUUCCAAGUUAAACAUCUUCCUUUCUUCAACCAUCCGCAAACUCCAAACUUGCGACCAUAUUCGGAGACCCAUUUGACCAAAACAUCCGAAACCAAUGUCAGUGUCAUGUGGGGUGGAGUGCGUCUUCGUGCUCGGCUGCGCACGCUGGCUGUGGAAGCGCUGCACAUACAUCGGCUCUUACGACAGCGCCACGUGGACCGCCGCCACUCCCGACGAGUUCGAGCCCGUCCCCCGCCUCUGCCGCCUCAUCCUUGCCAUCUACGAGCCCGAUCUCCGCCGUCCUACCCACUAUGAGCCCGCCGGCGGCUACCGCGUCGACCCCGAUUGCGUCGUCAAGCGUGUCGGCCACUCUGAAACCCAAGGCCGCGUGCCGCCGUAUCUCAUAUACGCCGACCACCAGCACCGCCAGAUCGUGCUCGCCGUCCGCGGCCUCAACCUCGCCAAAGAGAGCGACUACAAGCUCCUUUUGGAUAACCGCCUUGGGAAGCAGAUGUUUGAUGGCGGGUAUGUUCAUCAUGGUUUGCUGAAAUCGGCGGUUUGGUUGCUGAACCAGGAAUCGGAGACCCUCAAGAAGUUGUGGGUGGAUAAUGGUUGCAGCUAUGAUAUGGUAUUUGUGGGGCACUCCCUUGGUUCCGGGGUUGUGUCGUUGCUGACUAUACUGGUGGUGAAUCAUAGGGAGAGGUUGGGAGGGAUACCAAAGGAGAAGAUUCGGUGCUAUGCCGUUGCUCCUGCAAGGUGUAUGUCACUCAAUUUGGCUGUCAAGUAUGCCAAUGUCAUACACUCUGUUGUACUGCAGGACGAUUUCUUGCCAAGAACAGCCACUCCAUUGGAAGAUAUAUUCAAAUCCAUAUUCUGCUUGCCCUGCUUAUUAUUCUUGGUUUGCUUGAGGGACACCUUCAUACCAGACGAUAGAAAGCUUAGAGAUCCAAGGAGACUUUAUGCACCUGGACGAAUGUACCAUAUUGUUGAGAGAAAAUUUUGCAGAUGUGGGAGAUUUCCUCCUGAAGUGAGAACUGCCAUUCCUGUUGAUGGAAGAUUUGAGCAUAUCGUCUUAUCCUGCAAUGCAACAUCAGAUCAUGGAAUUAUUUGGAUCGAAAGGGAGGCAGAGAAAGCUCUACAACAAAUGAAGGAACAUAGUACCGAAACUGUGAUAGUCCCUCCAUCGGUGCAAAAGUUCGAGAGAUUGCAGACCAUAGAGAAAGAACAUAGGAAUGCUUUGGAAAGAGCUGUUAGCUUGAAUGUACCCCAUGCGGUGGAUGCUGCAGAGAAUGAACCGGGUGAACACAAUGAAGCCGAGACAGGUAGCACUAGUGACGGGAAAGAAGCCUCAAGUUCUGAAUCAAGAACAAGUGGUAGAAGACCAAACUGGGAUGAUGUUGUCCAAAAGCUUUUAAAGAAGAAGAAUGAGCCAGAAGAUGUUGCAAAUUUGCCACAAUAACAUCUUCUAAGUGAGAAUUUUUUUUUUUCCAACCGCUUUUUGCUAUUUUUAGAUAAUUCAGUGUUUGUAUAAUGUAAAAGGUAAAAUGAUGGUGUGUACAGCGUUACGAGAAAUUAUUUGUAAUUUUAAGAUUAAUAUGACGGCAAGUGCUGUCUCAAAAUCCAAUGUUUUGAUCAUGAAAUAAAAUGUUAAAACUGUGAAUAU